Acanthoscelides obtectus is the source of this 2621-nucleotide messenger RNA. NCBI's taxonomy places the organism in Eukaryota, Metazoa, Arthropoda, Insecta, Coleoptera, Chrysomelidae. The record is from the annotation of a GenBank genome assembly.
UAAAGUACCUUUCCACGCUAUGGCUGACAUUGUGGUUUUCUGCGUUUCCUACGCCUAACUCUUUCUCUGUAGACUUUAUGUGUCGCGUGUAUUGAAUCCCUGCUUCACAUAAAGCCUGGUAUCAAUCUUUAAUCGCAUAAUACUUCUAAUUGCGGCUUCCACGACUCAUCUUUCCUCAACUAGUCGGCAUAUAAUAAUUAUUAUUGUAUCCCCUCCUACAUAGUGCCGUGUUGGCUUUCAUCCCGCGUAGUAUAAUCGCGAUCAAAUGCAUCAGUACUCAACGAAGUAGUACCCGGUACCAAGAGUGCAUACCGCGACAUCGCGAGUGACCAUGGCCUUCUUCGUGGCGUUGAUCGCCACUUUCUUCGUGGGAUGGCUGUGCUAUCAGUGGUACACCAUGUGGACCAUCAAGAGAAAGCUGGCUUGGAUACCUGAGGUGCCGGGAGGUCUUCCUGUUUUAGGGAAUAUCCUGGAUGUGGGGAGCGGGAAAGACGUUUUGAAUGCAUUAACGAAAUACGUCACUAACGCAGGAGAAAUAUGCACCGUGCAACUGCUUUAUCAAAAAUACAUAAUUACAACUGAUUAUGAUUUCUUAGAAUUCGUCCUGUCUUCAACAAAAAUCCUAGACAAGGGGAACGAUUACAGAUUUUUUGAUGAUUGGUUAGGAUCAGGCUUACUGCUAGCGAAUGCUUCAAAAUGGCGUAGAGCAAGAAAAAUAAUAACUCCAAGCUUCCAUUUUUCCAUUCUGGAACAAUUCAUCGAUGUAUUCGAGAAGAAUGGGAAGAUUUUGAUGCACAAGUUAGAAGACAUGUGUGAUCAGGAAAUCAAUCUGCAACCGUACAUAACAAGUUGCACGUUAGACAUAAUAUGUGAAAGUGCCAUGGGGGUAUCAGUCCACGCCCAAGAAAACAUCGACUCUGAAUACGUAUUUGCUGUAAAAGAUAUGUGUCGAAUCCUUAUUGCAAGGAUGUUCUCGCCACUAGGAAGAAACAAUUGGACUUAUAAGCUGACCAGCAACUACUACAAAGAAAAGAAACACUUGAAUGUGCUUCAUUCUCGAACAAAGUCUGUCGUCCAAGCUAGGAGGAAAGAGGCCCUCGACCAAUCGAAGCAAGACACUGGAGAUGAAGAUAUCGACAGAAAGAAGAAGCUCGCUUUCUUAGAUUCAUUGCUAUUGGCUACUAUAGAUGGUAGGCCGUUGACUGAUGACGAGAUUAGGGAAGAAGUUGAUACUUUCAUGUUUGCGGGUCAUGACACGACUGCUUCAGCAAUAAGCUUCUGCAUAUACUUAUUGAUGCAAAAUCCUGAAGUACAGGCAAAAGCAUUCAAAGAACAGAAGACCAUAUUCGGUGGCACGAUACCAAAGACAGUGACACACAGGGAUUUGCAGGAAAUGAAAUACUUGGAGUGUGUUAUAAAGGAAACUUUAAGGAUAUACCCCUCCGUGCCAUUAAUAUCCAGGGUAACGGAUUCAGAUAUCGUCUAUAAAGAUGGGAAAACGAUUCCAAAAGGUACGACGAUGAUAUUAUUUACGUAUGGAGCACACAGAAAUCCAAAAUACUUCAAGGAUCCAGGAAAGUUUGAUCCCAGCCGAUUUGAAUCCAAUGAAAUUACCAAACCAUUUGCAUAUCUACCAUUUAGUGCUGGUCCAAGAAACUGUAUAGAUUUGCAAUAUUUGGGGCUGUCUAGGUCUUCAACUGUGGUCAAAGACGGCUUUUCUCGAUAUAAACAAACGCAUGCAGCUUUGAUGAAAAAAACAUCGAGGACGGCGGCGAUCUUCUGAGAACAUUCGUGGAGUAUCGAUAGAAUCUUGAAGAUGCUCAUGCCAAAUCGAUAACUAUAUUAUUGCUCUAGGAAUAUGUCAAUUUCGGUUUUUCAAAUGAGGACAAAAGUUUGCCUUACUCGAAAUGAAGUCAACGAUAUCCAGAAUACUGAGGCACUUCGAAAUUCUUGCACCACAUGAACUAAAAGAACCUAUUUUGGCCGCUGAAGUAGUCUUGACUUCAGUUAAUGGAAUCAAUGUUGUACUCAAAAAAAGAAAGUGGACAUAAAUCGAAGAUUUUGUAUUUUUUGUUUUGCUGUUAGUCGCUGUAACAGAAGCUGUGAUAUAGAUAGGCGUAACUGUGACACAUCAUCGUAAAAAGAAACAUUCUGUUACAACGAUUUUGUUGCAAGACCUUACUAAACAUACUGAAAACAUAACAUCGUUUAGAGAAAAAUCGCCAUACGAAAAUAUGGUGCAGGUUGUAUCCUCAAUAAUGCAAAAUCGUGUAGAGUCAAGCUGCAUUCUAGAUAUGGAUAUCUAGUAUUGUAGAGCAAAUUUUCUAUCCUUUUCUAUCCUGGCUGCUAAAGCUUAUUUUCUCGUUCUGAUGGGCGUUGGGUGGAUUCUUACCAAACAUUGUAGUCUAGAUGUAUAAAAUACGGCUAUACCUCAGUGUUUUCAAUGGCAAGGCGGAAACAGAAUCCCAUUAGUUAAGAAACAAAUUUAUUCAAAAUAAAUUAUGUUAUACUGAUUAGGUACAAAAUACAUGUUAUGUUUUCCUCCUAGCUGUUCGCAUCCAAGCCUGUGUAUAUGUAGUAAUUCCCCCUGGCACUGCAACCAAUAAAUAGGUAAACAAGAC